Molecule: messenger RNA, 277 nt
Organism: Meloidogyne enterolobii
Lineage: Eukaryota; Metazoa; Nematoda; Chromadorea; Rhabditida; Meloidogynidae
Source: the annotation of a GenBank genome assembly
UUUCAUUCUUUUAUGCCUUGAGGCAAUUCUGUCCAUAUGUAUGCUUUUCACAGCAUUAAUAUAUUUUCAAGUCCCUCAACUUUAUUUUCUUUUUUUUCUUUUCAUCACAGCAUUUUUAUGCUUUUCCCUCCUUAUUUCAACAUCUGCUUUUUGCUGCCAGAUGGCAAAGAGCCCUGCUUGUCCUUCAAACUUGAGGGAUAAUUCCACUAGUUGCGGGGAAAUAAAGGAAUUUACAACAUAUUCUUUUUUGUUUUUACCUUCCAAGACAAUCAACUAA